This is a messenger RNA of Cariama cristata (Red-legged seriema), 1137 nucleotides long. RefSeq names its product inhibitor of nuclear factor kappa-B kinase-interacting protein-like. Lineage: Eukaryota; Metazoa; Chordata; Aves; Cariamiformes; Cariamidae. The coding region runs from base 1 to 1137 and encodes 378 amino acids. The record is from RefSeq and is a predicted model, not a curated record. The transcript has 3 exons.
AUGUCUGAAGUUAAGCAGAGGAAGAAAGCCAUUUCUUUAUCCAAGACCAAUGAAGGCUCAGAAAAGGUUGAGAAGCAUAGCAAUUGCGGGAGGCUGGCAAGUCCCAGGACUAGCAAUAAUGGGAGUUCCUUUUGGAUGGACUCACGGACAAGCUUCAGCAUAAUUUCCCUUGCUGUUUGCCUGGUGCUGACCUGGUUCUUAUUUCAGCAAUCGGGUCAAUUUGCUGAUAUGGAAAAAAAGUACAACUUCUUACAGCAAGAAGCUGAAAAAUUCCUGGAUGUGGAAAAUAAAGUUAACUUAAUUUCUGAAAAGCUUGAAUCUUCUGAAAGCAUCCUACAAGGAGCUGCCUGGUCCCUCUCUGUGAUGACUGAGUUUGAGCAGCAAAUAUCUUCUCUUCAUAACAUCAUAAAUGGUAUUCAGAACAAUGAACAAACUCUGUCUGUAAAGAUGCAGAACAUUAAUGAGAAGUUCCAAAAUGUUACAAAUUCCUGGAGAAGAAGCUUGGAUGAAAUGAACACAAACACUAGUGGUUUAAAAUCUGAAGCAAAGUUCAUACAUACAGAAGUUACUUCCCAAAUUAAUGAAGCUGACCAAAGACUUAAAUCCCUUUCAGAAAGAGUCAGAGAUUUGGAAGACAGUACAGCCAGAAAUAUGAAAACGCUAAAAAGGCAAGAAGAUGAUGAAUUCUCUAGAGUUGAACAAAAGUUGGACUCGCAUGCAAAGGCAGUUGAAAAGCUAGAUGAAGAACAGAAUAGUCUGGUAGCCAAGGACACAGACCUGAAUCAGAAACUUGCAAACUAUGAACCUAAAAUUGAGGAGUGCAAGACCCAUUUGCCAACAAUUGAAAAUGCUAUUCACUCUAUCCUUAGAUUCUCAAGUGAAUUACUGAGUAUGGAGAAAAAGAUAGAGGACUUGACAACACAGCUAUAUACAGUGGAAAAUGAUAUGUUGAGAACUGUUUCUGAUACAAUGGCGAUGCAAGAGGUUCUUGAAGGCAUACAGUACAAUGCCAGCAUUUUGAAAGCACAAAACGAAAUUGUUUUAGAAGUAGUGCAUGACAUAAAAGUAUCUUCAAAAGCAAAAGAAAUAACUUUAGAAAGCUAUGACUUAGAACAUGGCCAGAAUGGGGAUAAGUGA